AUGGCACGAAUACGCACCCGAGGAGAGUCAGACCUCGAGAAAGAAGGCUUUCUGCAUCGCAAUCAACGGCACAGUGAGGACGACAGUCCGGACACCACCAUCCUCGACGACGAAGCCUCUCCUUCCACUGCCUCCUCUCGAGCCGCCUCGUACUCUCUCAAGCCUAUGCCCUUCAAUGAAGCAUACAGCUCGAAAAGAUCCUCUUCCCCCCCAUAUCUGGGUAGGAUGCCUCGGUCAAUCAUGCGCUAUUUGUGUUUAGGCGUCGCCGCGACCCUGAUCAUCUUCAUUUUGUCACUGGUACGGAUGAGCCACAACGCGCAAAAAGAGGUGGAGAUAGCCAUUGAACAGAAGGAAAUGAAGCCAAAGCCCCCACCGUGGGAGGACUUCCCGUUCCUGCAGAGAUAUUACGGUGGGCUUCGGUCGUUGGUGCCAGUGGCCGAUAACGUGCCCGAGUACCCGAGGAAAGAGGAUGAGGGCGAGUGGCAGACGCUGAAUAUCACCGACGAAGGACUGGAAAGGCCGCCGUCCAAGAGGUCACCGGAAGAUGCGCCGCUGGACAAGGAGCGAAGAAAGAGAGCGCCUCAACAAAGCAAGAGGUUCGAUCCGUACCCCAAUUAUACCUCUCCUGAGUACAUCGCCAAAUAUGGCGACAAAGUGGAUUGCUUCCUGGACGUUGCGAACACCGUGUCUAUUCCGCAGGUGCGCAUGUAUGAGGGUAUUCCCCGGGGAUUUCCAGACGUGGUCAUGGGCUCGGCAAAAAUGCUGGGAUUAAGGGAUGACAUCUGCUACGACAGAUUUGGGCGCCUAGGUCCAUACGGGCUCGGAUACAGCAUCAACAGGGGCGGCAGUGGAGCACAGCAAGAAGGCGAGCGAGAGGGCGCCGACCUCGUGUGGCAGGAAACGCCCGAAGUGGACUGGAGGGGAAUCCACUGGUCAGAAGUACAACAACGAUGUGUGAAGGCGAACAAUCAUCGGUUCAAACCAUUGCCUGAACACCCCCGUAUUGAGGCGUUCCAGGCAAUGGCGGUUGGUAGCGCAUACAGCAAGAGAGACGAUUCGUCUGAUGUUGCAGCAAUGCCACCAAAGGCAUCCGGGAGCCCCUCAAAACCGAAGACGGGUUCCGAAAAGCUGCCGCGCACGGCCGUUGUGAUUCGAACGUGGUGGGAUUAUCCAUACACCCCUGAGGAUAAGAUUUACCUGCGCUCCCUGAUCUCGGAAUUGACCAUGUUGAGUGGCGGAGAGUAUGUGGUACAUUUCCUUGUCCAAGUCAAAUCCAACGACGUGCCCAUCUUCUCUGACGACGAAACAUAUGAGCGGAUUCUGCGAGAUUCGUUGCCGGAGGAGUUCCACGGCAUGGGUACUCUUUGGACCGAGAAGCAGAUGGAGCUCAUGUAUGGCGGUCUUGAAGAGACGAAUAUGCGCGGUCUGCCUGUCCACGGUGUAUAUCGCAGCACGUUCAUGCCAAUGCAAUACUUCGCCCACCAACACCCCGAGUACGACUUCUUCUGGAACUGGGAAAUGGACAUCCGCACCACGCACCACUGGUACCAUUUCUUCGACAGUAUCACGCAAUGGGCGAAACAACAACCCCGCAAACUUCUCUGGGAAAGGAACAGUCGGUUCUUUGUGCCCUCCGAGCACGGCGAAUGGGAAGAUUUCUCCCAAAUGGUCCGCAUCCAGACAGAGCACGGCACAAACAGCGUGGCAAAUCUAUGGAGCAGCCUCAACCGUGCGAAUAAAGAUCCAAAAAAUCCUGGCUUCAGCACCCCGGCCGGAGCCAUGAAGCAACAAGGGGACAAGCCCAUCUGGGGUCCUGAACGUCCCCUCGACGACGAUGUGUCCAUGGACACCGACCCGGUACCACCGACGUCCUUCGACAAGGACAAAUACACCUGGGGUGUUGGCGAAGAUGCUGACCUUAUUGUGUUCAACCCCCUCUUCGAUCCUGAUGGGACAACUUGGCUCCUUACGGAUGAUACGACAGGCUACAAUAUCACCCGCGGCCGACCACCCCGUCGCACAGCAAUUAUAACCGCCUCUCGCCUUUCACGCAAGCUCCUCGUCACCAUGCACAAGGAGACCGCACUGAAGAAACACUCCAUGUUUAGUGAAAUGUGGCCGGCAAGCUGCGCGCUGCAUCAUGGGCUCAAGGCCGUCUACGUGCCGCAUCCCGAGUACAUCGACCGAAAGUGGCCCACAAACUACUUACAGUCAGUCUUCAAUGCCGGCCGAAACGGGGCAACAGGCGCCGCGCGAACCAGCGUCUUUGGCGAGAGGGAACACAAUUUCCGAGGCACCACGUGGUACUAUAAUGCUGGCUUCCCGGAGGUGCUGUGGCAUCGCUGGCUGGGGUACAAGUUCAACAACGACGGCGGCGAACAGUUUGAGGUGGCUGGCGAGGGAAGAAUGUGUCUUCCAGGCAUGUUACUACAUCCGAUCAAGAGAGUCGACUUGGUGCUGGAGGGCAGGAAGGCGGAUCAGCACCCAUGA
This is a messenger RNA of Cladophialophora yegresii CBS 114405, 2490 nucleotides long. RefSeq lists its product as uncharacterized. The record is from RefSeq and is a predicted model, not a curated record. NCBI's taxonomy places the organism in Eukaryota, Fungi, Ascomycota, Eurotiomycetes, Chaetothyriales, Herpotrichiellaceae. Bases 1 to 2490 code for a protein of 829 amino acids. The transcript has a single exon.